Messenger RNA from Ostrinia furnacalis (Asian corn borer), 1894 nucleotides. RefSeq names its product transmembrane protease serine 9. Lineage: Eukaryota; Metazoa; Arthropoda; Insecta; Lepidoptera; Crambidae. The record is from RefSeq and is a predicted model, not a curated record. The transcript has 6 exons. Gene Ontology annotation, biological process: proteolysis. The coding region runs from base 99 to 1838 and encodes 579 amino acids. Gene Ontology annotation, molecular function: serine-type endopeptidase activity.
CAGGUAUUCUCCUAUUCUCCUCACAAACGAAAUGCCAGUAUCAAGUUCACCACCCGGGGUCCUACGCACAGCACCCGGGGGACUGGCCGCACCCUCACAUGCAGCAAGGAAACCCGCCAUGGCACCAGUUCUCCUCACCAAGGAAAAGGUCACCUGAGUUCGCGCCAGGUCAUCCAUACUACAAUGGAGAAUAUAACACGCAACCUACAUUGUACAAUCAAGGACCUUUUGGUCCACGACCUGAUCAGCAAAACCUCCAAAGAUACCCCCAAAACUACGAAAGCAGAUCGUCAUUUGACCUCGUCAAUUCUGAAACGAGAGACUCUCCAAACGAUGGACGACUGCUCUCAGACUCUGCGUUCACCAGAAUAUCUGAAACUCUGGGUGCCAUAAACACUGUGGGACACUAUCUCGUAGAUAUGGUCAACGAAAAUGAGAGAGAUGAGACUGACCCGAACCUGAAACAGUUACCUCAAGCGCUCUACACGAUCAGCAAGAACGUUCUUGGCAGAAACGUCACGGACAAGAUAGCGCCUAUCGUCAAGAAAGCGCUGCCAAGAGUGCUUCCUGAUGCUCCCAUUACCAAAAUAGCUACGGCCAAUGAAAAGGACAACACCAAAUCGUGCACCACUCCUGAAGGUGAAGAAGGCAUCUGUGAGGAUCUGAGCAACUGUCCACAGCUGCUUUUGAAUCUAGUCAACCUCAGAGAAUCGCUUUGUUUCAAAGACCUUUUCGUUCCUGGGGUGUGUUGUCCGAAAGACGCUGUUGUUCUGGCCACGCCGUUGGUGGAAAAGCCGAUUGUGACAACAACGACCAAGCCUACAUAUUUAGUGCCUGUAACGACUCAGAGGCCUCAGAGGCCGCAAAAGCCACCGAAGCCAACGACAACUAAGAAACCGUCCGCCAUCUUGGUUCUUACGACAAAGAGGCCGAAGCCGGCGACGACAACUACGAGGCCGACCACCACCACUGCAGUUGCGGUGACGACUCCGAGACCUCCUCCGACUUCCACCUUCUUCACUGUGCCACCACCAAUACUGACGAACUUCUCCAACAUCGUUAGUAUGGAAGAAUGCGGACAGCGCGAAGAUGAGGGCGGCCGCAUCGUGGGCGGCACGGAAUCCAAACCGGGCGCGUGGCCCUGGAUGGCGGCUAUCUACCUGCACGGCAGCAAACGCCGCGAGUUCUGGUGUGGAGGCACGCUGGUGAAUCGACGGCAUGUCUUGACUGCUGCCCAUUGCACCAGGGACUCCAAACAGCGGCCAUUCCCAGCGCGUCAGUUCAGCGUGCGUCUCGGUGACGUAGACCUGGCUCGGGAUGACGAGCCCUCGCGUCCGGUCACGCACAGAGUCACCGCAGUCAGGGCACACGAGCAGUUCUCAAGAGUCGGCUUCUACAACGACAUCGCGCUACUGGUGUUAGCUGAUAACGUCCUCAAAUCCAAAUACGUGAUCCCCAUCUGUUUGCCCACUGGGGAGCUAUCCCGGCAGCUCUUCGACGGCUCCUUAGCUACCGUAGUUGGAUGGGGAACCACCCGCUACGGAGGCGGGGAGAGCUCCAAACAGCUGGAAGCCAAACUACCGGUGUGGAGGAACGAGGACUGCGAUAGAGCGUACUUUCAGCCGAUUACGGAGACGUUCUUAUGUGCUGGGUACGCUAGAGGAGGCGUUGACGCUUGUCAGGGUGACUCCGGCGGGCCGCUCAUGCUGCAAGUGCAAGGCCGCUGGACGCAGAUCGGCGUGGUGUCGUUCGGCAACAAGUGCGGCGAGCCCGGCUACCCCGGCGUCUACACGCGCGUCACGCACUACAACUCCUGGCUGCAGCAGAACCUGCUUUGAGGACCUUCGUUCGAAUAGCUUAGGACACACUACAACUCCUGGCUGCAGCAGAACCU